Molecule: messenger RNA, 2741 nt
Organism: Liolophura sinensis
Lineage: Eukaryota; Metazoa; Mollusca; Polyplacophora; Chitonida; Chitonidae
Product: tumor protein p53-inducible nuclear protein 1-like
Exons: 3
Coding region: 156-758 (200 amino acids)
Biological process (GO): positive regulation of DNA-templated transcription; autophagosome assembly
Cellular component (GO): autophagosome; nucleus
Source: RefSeq, a predicted model, not a curated record
UUAGCUUCGCUCAGUUGCUCUUACCUGACAGCUGCGCUCAGUUGGAUCACAGUGGAAGAAUUUUCGUCCCGAUUUCUAAAUUAUUUCGUUUUAGCUCACUAUCCUGAUUGCAGUCUUGUUUUUAAGAGGCAACAGAAUCGAUAUCUGUGAUAAUAAUGUUGAGUAGCGUGGCAAACUACCUCUUUGGCUCCUACCCUGCUGAGCAGACAGAUGCCGAAAAUGACACGACUCCAAAGGCAGAGAAUGUGGAAGGCAAAACAGAGACAUUUGACGAGUGUAAGCUGACGACUUCACCGGCUGACCAAGACUGGGAACUCGUGGACAGAAUAGGUGGCAGCGCAGAAGAUAUGGAAGUUAGUCCCCUGGAGAAUCUCCUCAUAGAACAUCCUAGUAUGUCAGUUUACCAUGAGAAAUUACAUAAAAAGAUGAGUAAGGAGGGAAAAGACUCUCCAGAUUCAAGGCAGCACCUAACUACAGGCCCCGUCACACGUAGAAAAAACCGCCUAGUGGUAAAAGCUGCACAGUCGCAGCCGCCACGCCGUCCCACAGCGGUGGCAGCUAGAGCAGGAAUUCUGGCCCAAGUGCAAUCCAACAAGUCGAGCCAGCGUCAGAAGGCAAAAAUGAGUGCAAAGAAGAAUGCAAAGAAAGUUAUUGAGCGUCAGAACAGAACCAGAGAGUACAAGUCUCAAGGAAAGCACAGGAACUGCACUGAUCGCAAGACGAAUCCUAGCGGACGAAUGAACAUUCGCGCCUGUUAGUGUGGUAUAGUGUGAAGCAGGUUUGAAUUAACCCCAUGGAAAAUCUGCCCAGCCGAAAAUGUCAUCCAUCUGAUCAGACAAAUUAACAUACAUGUGAAUAAUGCUGAAUGAUACAUGUGACCUUCAAAAUUCUGUAUUGUUUGACUUGCAUAAAUGUGCUUAUGCCAGCUAGUUUAAGCAGGUGACAUUUAGCUUAUGUUGGAGCCAAUGUAUAAUUUAUCCAGAGUUUAUCCCAAAUUUUAUCACAAAUAAUAAUAUGAGCCAAUUUUAGUGUUCUAGCUUUGUCUUUUAUGUGACCUAGUACAUUUGUAGGAUUUUUGUAAAUUGUUCUCAGUAAAAAAAGACAGGAAAUUCUGAAAUCUGGCUUUUUUGCUAUAUAUUUUCAUAUAACUUAACUUACAAGUAAUUUAACCACUUAAAAUUAUGUUCAUUGCAAUUUCAUCAUAACUAUUUCUGAUAUACAUGUACAUGUACUGAUAUUUGCAUAUGUGAAGUUAAUUUGAUGUAUUUCUUGACGCUGAUGACAAAAAGUUGAAUACCAUUUAGCAUGUGUUCUUUUCUUACUUGUACAUGUAUUAUAGUAAUGAGCACAAAAAUGUAUAAUGGAGCAUAUCAUCUGGGCAGAUUUUUUAGGGUUUAGUUUAAUUCUCAAAUAAGUGUAUGAAUGGAUGUAACAAAGAAACAAUAAAAACAAUUUUAAAAAAAACAGCAAAAAAUCUUAAAAAAUAACUGAAAAAAAAAGCAACUAAGAAAGUCAAAAACCAAACUAAACUAAAAAAAAAAUUAAAAACUACGAUAAGAAACAUGAAAGCAAGAAAAAAGUAGUGUGUGUAUUUCAACUUGUUUAUGUAUAACAUAAUUGAAGCUGUAACGAGGAAUAAGAUGUUAAAAUGUGGCUGAUUCAAGACAGUAGAAAGUAGAUGUAUGGAAAGUCCAUAUCCAUUUUUUUCCUUAUUCUCUCGUGUAUAUAUAUAUGUGUGUGUGUAUAUGUAACUGAUAUUUCUGUCCUUAUUUAUUUUCUAUUUUUCUCUCUGUUGUGGUCUAAACUAAUGUAGAUCUAAGACUACGUGUAUUUUGGUUUAAGGAAAGUUAAACUUCAAAGAAAAGCAGAGCAUAUACUAUGCUUUACAUGGAGCUCCUGUGUUUGUAUGACUGAUUUUCAGCCAGUUCUUCAAAAUACUGCUAGAUGUACACUGCAUCUGCUGCUUUUUGAAUCCAUUGAAGUAGUGGGUUUUUUUUAUACUUAGUUUUGUAUUGAGUAUUUUGCCCCCAACUCUCUGUGACACUGAGGGUUUCUCUCUAUAAUUGACAACAGUGUGAUAUGUAAGCCUAUACUGUAGAAUAUUCUCUUUACACUUUGUCACUGGCUCAUCAGGUGGCCACUGAGGUUAACUAUUCUCAUGGCAUGUCAUAUGCUAGCUUCCAUUAAAUGGUUUUGUUUCGUGCAUCUACUGUUCAUGUUAAAAUACAAGUAGUAAUUAUCCUAUUUACAGGACCUCAGUACAAGAAAAGCUGUAUUAUAACUCUCCAUGCAAUGUAUCAGAGAUGUAUAUAUAUCUUUAAUUAGGACAAUAUAAUAUAUACCUGUUCAUGUUUGUAAUGAAAUCACUCAUUUAAGGUGCCAAUCUGAGAGAAAGUGGUUUUUGUUACCUGGAAUAUAGUCUACACUGACUGCUUGUGAUAUUUAAUCUAGCUAAAGUAGACUAGCCAUGAACAUAAACAAAGCCAUUUAAAAUCAAAAAUAUUGUUGUUUGUUAGUAUGUAUAUUUUGGUUCUGGUUCUGUAUUACUCUCUGUUGAGUUUUGACUGGCACAGGGCAAUCCAGGUUGUUGUACCAUAUACAAGUACUCUGGUAAAUAAGUUGCAGCUUAGUAAGCACCAUCUGAUCCAAAUUAGGCUAAUAAUGACAGUUACCAGAUGAACUAAGCCUUGACUGUGAUUAUUGGAUGCUGUAUUGUCUGCAGUUACAAGCAGUAGUUCAGC